Sphaerulina musiva SO2202 is the source of this 1240-nucleotide messenger RNA. RefSeq lists its product as uncharacterized. The annotation marks the transcript as partial. The record is from RefSeq and is a predicted model, not a curated record. The transcript has a single exon. NCBI's taxonomy places the organism in Eukaryota, Fungi, Ascomycota, Dothideomycetes, Mycosphaerellales, Mycosphaerellaceae.
CAAAGAAAACAUGACCACAACAGAAUCGCAGCAUCUCCUGCGCGUCUUGCAAGACCGAAACAUCGCUCUAAGCGAAGCCGAUGUUGUUUCCGCCUUCCAAAACAAGACUACCCGCGACAAGGCCACCUCCUGGGCCAGGGAAUAUCUGGGCUCAGCCACGCUUCUCACCAAAGAAGAAGUCCGAUUUUAUGAAAGGCAGGGGGGCAGUGCCGUCUCGGACAGUGUACCUUAUGGCCGGCCGCUCGACGACGACGAGCUCGAGGCUGCUAUCGACUCCCUCGAGGCGAGCACUGCAGCCAUAGACCGACAAUGUCAGAUCAUGGAGCAGCAAAAGGUUGCUCUGCAGAAGCUGAAAUCGCAAAACACUCACAGCGACUCGUCAUUUCUCGCGCAGGAGAAACGAUUACAGAAAUAUACUCGGGAGAAAGCACAGCUGGAUUUUGAGAUUGAUGAGCUGUCCGCAACAACCAAGGACCGCCUGCGAACCUGUAUGAAGCAGACCGACGCGACCACGGGAAGUCUGGAUGCCAGUCUGAACCGCCUGCUGGAGAAAGAUGAUCGGCUUAUUGACGGCCUUCAAAAACUGCUCCCAAAGCUCGCGGACACGGCUCUGGACAGGGAUGAGACGCAAGAAGUCGAGCAACUGUGUGCCACCCUGACAGACUUAUCCGUGAGCAGCAUCCGAUCCCGACUGGAUAGCACCUAUCGCCAGACUCUACUGGAGUACACCCGUCGUCAAAAGUCCACAUCGAUGACGCUGACCGACCAACAAACCAAACAACGUGAGACUCUCCGCGCCGAACUCGAGGAACUCGGUGGCGAGAUUGAAGGGCUGGUGACCAUUGUUAUUGACAACCAAUACCGCAAGUCCCUCAAAUCCGGCUUGACAUCUGCUCGAUCCGAAGGUCACGCACAGAAGGCCAAAUGGGCGGAAUUCACAGUUACCGCAUUAGUCUAUCUGAAAGAUCGACUGGACGCAAUCAGUGGCCAUGUCCAGCAUCUGCACGCUCAUCGUGCAGCAUUGCGAUCCAUUUCUCGCACAUUGGAGGAGGCAAUAGCAGUCACAGAGCAAGCCCGCCCUGGUGCAGUCAACAACAACACCCCUUCCACACCCACCAACCGUGACCGACAAAACGCCGCAAAAGGUCUCAAACCCCUCCGAUUAGUCCAAGCGAAUAUAUCCGAGACCCAAGAUCCCGUCAUCUCCUUUCUCCACGAACACAACAUCCGAGUAGGAGGA